Molecule: messenger RNA, 2954 nt
Organism: Pelodiscus sinensis (Chinese soft-shelled turtle)
Lineage: Eukaryota; Metazoa; Chordata; Testudines; Trionychidae
Source: RefSeq, a predicted model, not a curated record
CGUAGCUCCCCCCCCUCCCCUCCCCCAAUGACCUGUGGUGCGGCGUUUACGCAGUUUGCGUACAAGGUUCGCGCGGCGGAGGAGUACGGCGGCGCCGGGCGCCACACGGCCGUUCCCUGCCUCUUCAGCGGCGGCUCGCUGGCGGGUUUUAAACAGAAGAGGAAAAUGUCACUUUAUGAUGACCUGGGAGUGGAGACCAGUGAUUCGAAAACAGAAGGCUGGUCCAAAAAUUUUAAAUUACUGCAGUCUCAGUUGCAAGUGAAGAAGGCAGCUCUGACUCAAGCCAAGUCUCAGAGGACAAAACAAACAACAGUCCUUGCUCCAGUGAUUGAUCUGAAACGAGGUACCUCUUCUGAUGACAGACAGAUAGUGGAUACACCACCCCAUGUAGCUGCUGGGUUAAAGGAUCCCGUACCUAGUGGUUUUUCUGCAGGAGACGUGCUGAUUCCUUUGGCUGAUGAAUAUGAUCCUAUGUUUCCCAAUGAUUAUGAGAAAGUAGUAAAGCGCCAGAGAGAGGAACGACAAAGACAGCGUGAGCUGGAGAGACAGAAAGAGAUUGAAGAAAGAGAAAAGAGACGCAAAGACAGGCAUGAAGCCAGUGGGUUUUCAAGAAGACCAGAUCCAGAUUCUGAUGAAGAUGAAGAUUACGAAAGAGAGAGGAGGAAAAGAAGCAUGGGAGGGGCUGCCAUCGCACCACCUACAUCUCUUGUUGAGAAGGACAAAGAACCUGUAGCAUCUUUUCCAUUUGAAGAGGAGCCAAGACCUCGAGCACAGUCUGCCAAAGCAGCUAUUCCUCCCCCGUUGUAUGAUGAGCCAGAAAGACCCCGGUCCCCAACAGGGCCGAGUAAUUCUUUCCUUGCUAACAUGGGAGGCACCGUAGCUCAUAAAAUCAUGCAGAAGUAUGGUUUCAGAGAAGGCCAAGGUCUGGGGAAGCACGAACAAGGGCUAAGCACAGCACUGUCAGUAGAGAAAACAAGCAAGAGAGGUGGCAAAAUCAUUGUUGGUGAUGUAGCAGAUAAAGUAGAUGCAUCCAAGAAAACAGAUUCAAAUCCAUUAACGGAGAUACUAAAGUGCCCAACAAAAGUGGUUUUAUUGAGGAACAUGGUAGGUGCUGGAGAAGUUGAUGAAGAUCUAGAAGGUGAAACCAAGGAAGAAUGUGAAAAAUAUGGCAAGGUUGGGAAAUGUGUCAUCUUUGAGAUUCCUGGUGCCCCUGAUGAUGAAGCUGUGAGAAUUUUUUUAGAGUUUGAGAGAGUCGAAUCAGCAAUUAAAGCUGUGGUGGAUCUGAAUGGAAGGUACUUUGGUGGACGAGUGGUGAAGGCUUGUUUCUACAACCUGGAUAAGUUCAGAGUACUGGAUCUGGCAGAGCUAGUCUGAUUUAAGGACCUAGCUCAAGUUGACACCAUGCCCACGAUUGUGUUUUUCAGCUGUAGGCUGGGAGUAGAGAGGAUACUGAGACAUUCCUAGCAAACUGGAAACAAGCCCCCUUGAAUGGAUUUUUCACAUUCAUUGUGUCUGUUUAUUUUGUGUGUUUUUUUUUUUUAAUUAUAAAGCCUUUGAAAGAUUCACAUCUGUCUGUUUUGAUUGCACGAGUUCUGUUUACUGGUCUGGAAUCCUGCUUUUUGUAGCUUUUAAUUAACUGCACUCUCUUGAAACCCACCUCUGAGGAGCUGUUCUGUCUUUUUUUUUUCCCCCCCUUUUUCUAGUGCUGUAGUAUGGAUUGUAUUAUACUGCAUCUAUUAUGAACAGCAAGCUUUGGAAAAGAAGUGUGGGCUGCAAUAUUUUUCUUUUCUGUUGCUUUGUGGUAGAAUCUCUACAGUGCUCGUAAAUCUCAGAUUUCCCCAAUCCAAAGUAAUUUGGGGACUCUAGAGAGGCAGCAGCUUGUCAGUUCUCUUUUGACUCAUUAAGGACUAGUUUUGGGGGAAAUAGUUUCUGUACCAAAAUGCAGAGAAAAGUACCAAGAAAAGAAUUCUCAUUCCUGCCUGUGAAUCUAAACAAAAUACAUUAAUUAAACCCAUGUGAACCAGAAGAAAGAAUCUAAUGCAACUUGUCAUUCAGAGCUGGAGACCUAUGAAUGAACCUCAACGUAUGUCUGAUUUGAAGGUCUUCUCCAAGUGGACAUUUCAUCAAACCACCAUGCUAUCAGGUGUUCUUGGCAGUCUUUGCUUGAAAGGUUCAGGACUACUGAUAUAUUGGGAGAGUUACAGGGCAUGUAAAGCAGUGAGGAGGUGUCAUCUUCAUAACUGGUUCUAGCCAGAGUUAUUUAUUUUUUCCACUUCCCCUGAACACUAAAUCUGUCCACUAAGUUUUGUUUUUUUUGAUGGCAUAGUUAUGGCACUUGUAGCUCCGUUUAAAUCUUAUUGUUUGGAGUGAAAUACCUAAAUGGACAUUUUUAAAAGCCUAGCAUUGGAACUCCUCUUGAAAUAUGGUGUGAGUGUAUUAGUAUGCUCAAAAGAAUCCAUGUAUAAGAAUCCAAUUGAGAGUUUGGAUAUGCAAAAUACUUAGCAAUUGUUCUUUCUGUCUCAUUGAUUUGCCCAUAACAUCUUUCUCCAUUGUUUUGUAAAAAAGCAACUGCCUUGGGCUUAGGGCAUUUUCCCCCUUUUUCUGCAUGUGAUGGGUUUGGCCCUGGGUGGUUAUCUCUCUCUCAAUCUGGAUCAUAGUAGAAGAGCCAUUGGCAUCAUACAAAAAUUUAAAAUGGAUAUCAGACUCGAGAGCUUUUAGUUUGCUGAAUGGUGAGAUUCUUGGUUGUCUUUUCACCGUGUAUAAAUAAAUGUAUUAUAUGGGUGUAGGCAAAUAGGUGAUGACUGAUGUGAAUAUCUUAAGCCACUGCAUUUAUCAGCUGAUCACAGAAAAUCAAACACCUUGAUCUUGCUGGGGGUUUUUUGUCUAUUUUUAUCUGUUUAUAGUAAUCUCUGUAUAAACCUUUGUGUCUUGAUUACAAGCUAUUUUUAAACUUA